GCCCGCAAACGUACAAACAAGUUUGUAAAACAUUCAUUUUGUAAUUAUUUUCGUUGAGUGCAGCCAUCAUCAAGCAGAGCCGACAACAAAUGUGUGUAGCCGACGAAAACCGAUUAGACUCACAUGGAAACACACAUAUAAACUGCUUGACCAACAAAUUCGCGCGUCUCCAGGGCACUUAACAUUGUAUCCAUUAAUCGACGCCGUUUAAAUUAUUAUUAGUUCGUCUGUGAUGUCUUCUGCUUGUUGGAUAUAUAAAGCUUACUUUGUGGAAAAAAAUUGUAACAAAAUGGGUCCCAAAAAAAAUACAUUUACCAAAAUGUGAAAUGGGCUGCAUCAGUAGUAGUAAUAGUAAAUUAUUUUCGUUAAAGAAAGAGAACGUUUAUAAUGUAAAUGUUUUAAGAGUCCAAUCUGAACAGUCCGUGAUAUUAGCGGGGCAAGGAGUUCUUGAAAUAACUCCAAACGAAAUAAUCUUUAUUGCUCCUAAUCACGAACCAGUUUCUUGGGCAUUGCAACAUCUCCGGAGGUAUGGAUUGACGGAAGAUAUAUUUAGUUUUGAGGCUGGUCGGCGAUGCACCACUGGUCCUGGAAUUUAUACAUUUCGCUGCUGGAAUGCUAACCAAUUAUACUCCAAGUUUCAAUGGUAUAUAAAUUCUAUGUCGUUAGGGGUGGAUCGCGAUCGCAAUGGGAACUCGAGUCAUCAUUACAAUCUUUUUGAUCGAUUAGAUUCUCACCAGCAACAACACCACUCCAAUCAUUACUUGGAACCAACUUCUAUAUUGGGGUCUGUGAUCGAACAGAGAACUACUAUAAACAAUUCCAGCAGCAGUGUACUUAACAUUUCUGAGUCUUUGUUAAGUUCACCCCUUACAUCGGAAAUUGUUCAUAUACCAACAACGUCGUACAGUAAUGUUACUCCCAGGCAUAAUAGCGACAAUAUAUAUUUGGAUCAACCAGUCUCUGUUGCAAAUGAAAACAAUACGUCCAGCACAGGUGCCAAAGGGAUCGAUCACUACGAGAUUAAUGUAAAGAAAAUGAUAAGGACAUCAUCUUUGGAUGUGCCACCAGAUGAAUGUGCUCCUGCAUUAACUCCCGUUGCUAAAGAAGUUCAACGAAUUUAUUCAAACAUUGACUUGAAUGCAACCACAUCACACAAUACAAAUUUAGCAAAUACACCGACAAACCCUUCGUCGGAGCCAGCUUAUGCUAAUGUUGAUGUUAGUUUCAAUAGCAAAACAAACACGCCUCAACAAAUGUUGCCACAAAGUUCAUCCCCGGAAAAAAUUCAUUUAACGCACGGUACUGCAGUUAAUUACAUUGUACUCGAUUUAGAUCAACCACGUAGCCCAUCCCAAUGCUCCCCAAAAACAACUUUUGGUAGCGGGCAGUCGCUAAACGAGGAAAAGACUAGUGUGGACAUUUUAACAUCUGAAGAAAAAUUAAAAGAAGCUUUAUCGUUGCCUUGUAAUUCGUCGACGAUGCCAAAGAGAACGACUAUGAGUGAUGUUAGAUCUAAUUUAUCCGAUACGAAAAUCGAUUCGUCAGGAAGUUAUACAAGAAUCGAUUUCCUAAAAACGUUUGCUUUAAUGAAGUCAUCCGCAAACUAUGCAGAUCUUGAACCUGAUCAUGAUCAAGAAGAGUCUCGUAUAACGCGUCACAGUAAAUUUAUAAGAAAAGCUUAUUCUAUAAGUGAAUAAAUGUAUUUAGUAGAAAAAUAUAGACCAAAUGAGUAUGUUUGUAAUAUAUUGUAUAACAA
Molecule: messenger RNA, 1756 nt
Organism: Musca domestica (house fly)
Lineage: Eukaryota; Metazoa; Arthropoda; Insecta; Diptera; Muscidae
Exons: 1
Coding region: 327-1697 (456 amino acids)
Biological process (GO): cell surface receptor protein tyrosine kinase signaling pathway
Cellular component (GO): cytoplasm
Source: RefSeq, a predicted model, not a curated record